AAGGACUACAGCGGCCGCGACCUCACCGCCGAGUUCUACACCAAGGGCUCGCUCAAGCGCGCCAAGUUCGGCGGCAGCAACCUCGCGGGCGUCACCCUCUUCGGAGCCGACCUGACGGACGCGGACUUCACCGGCGCCGACCUCACGAACGCGAACCUCGGGCAGUGCAACCUGACCGGCACGAUCUUCAAGGACGCCAACCUCUCCGGCGCCAUCGUCAGUGGCGCCAACAUGGACGAUCUGGGAGACAUCGACGGCUCGGACUGGACCGAUGUCAUCGUCAGGAAGGACGUCAACGAUAAGAUGUGCGCGAGGAACCCGCAGGGCAUCAACGCUGUCACCGGGAACCCGACAGCCAUGAGCCUCUUCUGCAACUGA
This is a messenger RNA of Micromonas commoda, 378 nucleotides long. RefSeq lists its product with no specific name. The record is from RefSeq and is a predicted model, not a curated record. The annotation marks the transcript as partial. NCBI's taxonomy places the organism in Eukaryota, Viridiplantae, Chlorophyta, Mamiellophyceae, Mamiellales, Mamiellaceae. The transcript has a single exon.